AUGAAGAAUUCAUUGGUCAUUUUCUCUAUUUUGUGCCUCAUGGCCUACGUUACAGAAUGUCACAGUAGAAGAGAAAACAAUAAUCCUCUUCGUGAAUUUCUGAAGAAUAGGAAUUUAAGAAAGCAAUCCAACUUCCCUCUCCAUACAGGAGACUACUCAAAUGAUUCUAAUUCGUUGUCGGUUUAUGUAGAAUCACAGAAGGGUAGGAAAGAAGCCGACAAAAUCACAGCAUUGCUUGGACAACCGAGCGUAAGAUUUUUUCAAUAUUCAGGUUACGUUACCGUUGACCUUAUAGCCGGACGAGCAUUGUUCUAUUAUUUUGCCGAAGCCGAGAACCCAACCAACAAACCUCUAGUCUUGUGGCUUAAUGGAGGGCCCGGGUGCUCGUCAAUGGGGUAUGGAGCAAUGUCGGAGCUCGGACCAUUUCGGGUAAACCCGGAUGGAGAAACAUUAUGGCAUAACAAGAAUUCAUGGAAUAGCGUGGCAAAUGUCCUGUUCUUGGAAUCCCCAGCCGGUGUUGGAUUUUCAUACUCAAACAGAUCAUCCGAUUAUGUAACGGGCGACAAUAGGACAGCUGCGGAUUCUUACACAUUCUUAGUAAACUGGCUCCAGAGGUUUCCAGAAUAUAAAACCCGAGACUUCUACAUAACGGGUGAAAGUUAUGCCGGUCAUUAUGUGCCUCAGCUUGCCGACCUAAUCCUCAGUAAUAAUAAAAUUUCGAAGAACGCCUUUAUUAACCUUAAAGGAAUUGCCAUCGGGAAUGCAUAUAUCGACUAUGUAGAUACGCACAUCGGAAGAUUCGAUUUCUACCAUAGUCAUGCAAUUAUAUCAGAUGAAACUUACCAAGGCUUAAAAAAGAACUGCGAUUACUCUUCAGAUAAACCUGAAUCAAGUCUUUGUAAAUUCUAUACUCAACAACUGCAAAAGGAGCGUGGCAACAUCCACCCUUACAACAUUUAUGCACCAUUAUGCGGCUCGUCCCGACAAUUUUCUUCAAUAUCGAAUUUCGAUCCAUGCACCGAUGAUUACGUCGCCAAAUAUUUAAAUAAUCCCUAUGUGCAGAAGGCUCUUCACGCUAACACGACUCAUAUACAUCGGCCGUGGAUGGGUUGCAACGACAACAUUAGCGAUGAUUGGACUGAUAGCCCCGACUCAGUGUUAAAACUCAUCAAGAGCUUGAUGACUAGCGGCAUUAGAGUUUGGAUCUACAGUGGAGAUACAGAUGCGGUUAUUUCAGUGACAGCAACAAUAUACUCUAUGGUUAAAAUUGGGUCACCCGUUGAAACUCGAUGGUAUCCAUGGUACAUCAAUGAGCAAGAGGUGGGAGGAUAUGCAGUUGGAUACAAAAAUGUGACGUUUGUAACCGAGGAAAGCUUCAGCUUUGUGCCGAGUUGA
Messenger RNA from Striga hermonthica, 1395 nucleotides. The record is from the annotation of a GenBank genome assembly. NCBI's taxonomy places the organism in Eukaryota, Viridiplantae, Streptophyta, Magnoliopsida, Lamiales, Orobanchaceae.